This is a messenger RNA of Apodemus sylvaticus (European woodmouse), 792 nucleotides long. It is a transcript of the gene Izumo3, whose product is annotated as IZUMO family member 3. Lineage: Eukaryota; Metazoa; Chordata; Mammalia; Rodentia; Muridae. The record is from RefSeq and is a predicted model, not a curated record. Bases 1 to 792 code for a protein of 263 amino acids. The transcript has 7 exons.
AUGGGAGACCUAUGGAUACUUCUGUUUCUAUCUCUGUCCCUAGCGGCCUUUCAUGGGGCCAAAGGCUGUUUGGAGUGUGACCCCAAAUUUACAGAGGAUGUUAGGACCUUGUUGGGAAAUCUGGUACCUCUAGAAGUUCCUGAGAGAAAUCAACUGCUGGACAGGCAGCAUAAGGAGAUAACCCAUCUAAGCUCCAAGGUCUCCCACAAGGAUAAGAUGCUUCGGUUGCUGGCUGUUCGAAAUGUUGUCAAAUUGAGAGCAUGGCUGAAGGAUGAAUUUUAUAGACUGGGCAAUGAAACAUGGAAAGGAGUCUUUAUCAUUCAAGGCAAGCUUCUGGAGAUCCGCCAAAACUUGGAGAAAAAACUGACACAAAUACUAAAGAACUUCUCUGAAGUUGCUUGUUCAGAAGAUUGCAUUGUAAUUGAAGGUCCUGUCCUUGAUUGUUGGACCUGUCUUCGGAUGACCACUCGGUGUUUCAGAGGAGACUAUUGUCAAGAUGAGGAUCCAAAAGAGGCAGAGAAUCGAGAGAUUUCGCUCUAUCUGAUACUUAUAGUAGAAGCUGUCAUCUUGGCAAGUGCUGUGCUACUAUACCAUGUUUGUGUCUCACAUCGGAGGAAAAUGAAGGUAAUACGAAGGACAUUAAAGAUAUUUUUGGAGAAGAAACUAGAAGAAUUAGUGGAGAUGAUAUAUAAAGAUGAUGAGGAAAACGAAUUGGAGUUCGGGAAAUCAAAUUCACAGUCUCUGUCAGGAGAGCCUACAAAUGCUGAGUCUGAAAUGCAAACUGGGACUUGA